CUCCCUCGUCAACGGCUUUUCUCUUCUUCCUACUUCCUUCCUUCUCCUUUUCUUCUCCCCCAGCCUCUCCCCCCUCCUCUGAAUUCCUCGCUCCUUCUCCCUCUCGCGCGCCUGUGUAUAUACACAGCACAUACCGCUGAAGCUGCGAAAUCAGAAGGAAGGAUCCGCCUCUGACUUUUCUUUUGUGAUUCGGGUCCUAUUCCGUGAGGGGGUUUGAGUGUUUUCUUGGAGAAGUUUUGAGUUCCUCUCGAGAGGGUCUUUCUGCUUUCUUUAGGGAGGAUUGUUAGUUGGAUGCUUGCUCAGUUUGAGUUGUUGGAAAGGGUGGCAGGAGGCACCUUUUAUUGGGGGUGAUAUUUAUGUUUCUCUGAGGAAUUGGGGGGGUUAAAUUAGCCACCUGAGGUUCUUGCUUGGGAGGAUUUGGUGAACUUGGGAGGAAGAGCUUACUUCAAUCCUGCUCUUCUUUUUGAUAGAUUUGGGUGACUGGGGGCACUCUUAGUUUUAUCCUUGGUAAAAGGGCACAAACUUGGAGUCCUGUGAACCUUUCUUGGGAGGAAUUGGAGUGGAAGGGGCCAUCUUUUGGUCUUGAUUUCUGGUGAUUUGAUCUAGGUCUACCAAGGUGGUUGAUAUGAAAGGAGCACUAUGCUAACUCUUUUUUGAGGAAAGAGUCCAAUUUAGUACUUCUCUGGGGAACGAUUUGGCCCUUCUGUAGUUCUGUGCCUUCCUUUGGAGGACUGUGGUCUGUUCCUCCAAGUAUUUGGGUGAAAAAAGGAGGGAGUUUUAGAAUUUCCUUUGUACAGGCUGUGCUCUUUCACCUCACAGAUCCAAAGUGGCCGAUGGCGCAACCUGACAUUCCUGCAUUUGGGGAUUGGGAAACCACCGGCAACACCCCUUACACACAAAAGUUUGAGGAUGCACGGAAGAACAAGAAAACAGGAAUUCCUUCCCACCCAAAUGAUCCAAGGAGGGACCCUGAACCUCCUCGCAAGUCGCCUUUGCAUCCAUCGGCGUACAAACCUGAUCCUCGAGACCAUGGUCCAAAGAAUCCACCACAUGGAACAAGACCUGAAACUGAUCAGCGACGACACUCCGAACACCCUACGAACCGUGAGUCUGCACCACGGAGACAUGCAAAUCCUCAGCGAGAACAAGGGGGCAAUGCUAGUGCACCGAGAAGCCCCUACAGAACAGGAGCUGGGUCUGCUUCACCAAUGCAGCCAAACAACCAAUCAAAGCCGAAGCACAGGUCCACUGGAAUGCAGACUCCAGAAAGGAGGGUAUCAUCAGAGGGGCAUGGCCAGCAUACUCCUGGAAGGAGCAGGAUGAAGCAGAGUGACCGAGGCUACGAGCCUGAAGAGGAAGUGGCUGUACCACCCUUUGGUGAGUGGGAUGACGCAAAUGCAGCAUCUGGUGAAGCGUACACUGGUAUUUUCAACAGGGUGAGGAACGAUAGGUUAUCACCUAAUUCUUCUGCUAGGCAACCAUCUACUAACCACGGCCAGGAGAAUAAAGUGCAACAGAAAUGUCCUUGCUGUAUACUUUGAGAAAAUGAGGAUAGGAUCUCAAAGAGUUGUGGAGAACUUCCUAUGCUACGCCUGCGAUCAGAUCACUAUUCUUGUGACUCUUCCUUCAUGUGCUACUUUUCAUGUUUGUUAUUGUUGGUCUGUAAUUGAAUUGUUGUAUCAUUUUAAGCUCUUUGCGUACAUGGAACAUACAUAUGAUACCAAGAUUUGUAAAGUAUGAAGUAAGGGAUUUCCUUACUGAUAAUAAAAGGUUUCUCGAAUUGCCUCUGA
This is a messenger RNA of Phragmites australis (common reed), 1790 nucleotides long. RefSeq names its product RPM1-interacting protein 4-like. The coding region runs from base 834 to 1541 and encodes 235 amino acids. The transcript is spliced from 4 exons. Lineage: Eukaryota; Viridiplantae; Streptophyta; Magnoliopsida; Poales; Poaceae. The record is from RefSeq and is a predicted model, not a curated record.